AUGGGAGGGGUACGUGUGAGGGUCAGACAUCCCGAGGGUACUUUACAAGUCCAGGCCGAGGACUCAUGGACUGCAGGGCAAUUUAUCGAGCACCUCCGAAAGGAGACUGGCGUUCCAUGUUUUGUGCUCAAGUCCGGGUUUCCUCCCGCCGUGGUUGAUCUUAGCGACAAGAACAUAAGUCUUGGUGCUUUGAAUCUAAACGGCUCGGCUAUCACGUUAACUCCCAUCGAGGACACUUCCCCUGAGGCUGUGAGGAGCAGAGAAAUGGCGAAACUGGUUGAGCGAGACUCCUUGAUGGCCGCAGAGCUGGCUGCGGCAGAGUCAACGGCUACUCCAUCCUCAGGGCAGUCUGAUCCUAAAAGACCUGACAACCUCUCGGUUCCUUGGCCGGAGAUGGACGAUGGGUAUAUGGUGCUCAGAGUUAUGGCCGACGACAACAGCUGUCUCUUCACUGCGCUUUCAGCCGCUCUGGUCCCUCAGGUGAGAGACCCGGCGCCGUUUUUGCGCAACCAGAUUGCCGAAUACAUUCUCUCCCAUCGAGACACCUACAAUAGAGCCACUCUCGAGAAGUCACCCGAAGAUUACGUUGCCAAUCUGCGAGGUAGAGACUUUUGGGGGGGAUCAAUCGAGAUGUCCGUACUUAGUGCCAUCUACGACAUACAAAUUGUCGCGGUGGAUGUCAAGACUUUGGAGGUAUUUCCACACGGUGAAGACAAGACGGAGCGAUGUCUAGUGCUGUAUUCGGGCAUUCAUUACGACAGGAUUGUGCUAGCGCCUGGGCCCGACUAUCCUCAUGAAACGGAUAUUGUGCGCUUCGAUAUUGGCAACGACUCAGCACUCAAGAGAGCCAGAGUGCUCGCAGAGAGACUUCAAAGGUCCGGAUAUUACACUGACACUAACACUAUCGUCAUUCAGUGCAUGGUCCCGGGUUGCAACUGGCUCGGUGACGUCAAGGGAGCAAAUGAGCACAGUAACAAAACUGGGCACCAGAGUUUUGAGCAAAUUGAGGACAAAUAG
Pyricularia grisea is the source of this 1017-nucleotide messenger RNA. RefSeq lists its product as uncharacterized. Lineage: Eukaryota; Fungi; Ascomycota; Sordariomycetes; Magnaporthales; Pyriculariaceae. The record is from RefSeq and is a predicted model, not a curated record. The transcript has 3 exons. Gene Ontology annotation, cellular component: cytosol; nucleus. Gene Ontology annotation, molecular function: cysteine-type deubiquitinase activity. Gene Ontology annotation, biological process: protein deubiquitination; endoplasmic reticulum unfolded protein response. The coding region runs from base 1 to 1017 and encodes 338 amino acids.